Molecule: messenger RNA, 1164 nt
Organism: Sporothrix schenckii 1099-18
Lineage: Eukaryota; Fungi; Ascomycota; Sordariomycetes; Ophiostomatales; Ophiostomataceae
Product: C2H2 transcription factor (Con7)
Exons: 3
Coding region: 1-1164 (387 amino acids)
Biological process (GO): regulation of DNA-templated transcription
Source: RefSeq, a predicted model, not a curated record
AUGGACCGCAGUGCGCCUGAGUACUCGCAGACAGGUUUGCCUUCGCCCUAUCCAAGUCACACCGGGGACACGCGUUCUGAGGCGUCAUCUUUAGAUCACGCGUCUGCUGCGCAAUACGUGACCCAGCAAGAAGUCCGUCCGAGCAACUACUCUACCACCGCAACUCCCACGUCCGAGUACGGUGUCUACCCGCCCUCCGCGCGGUCUGGUUCUUUCCCUGAGCACAUUCAACAACGCCCGUAUCACCCGUCUCCCAACCACAGUGGUAGUGGAGCCAUGGCGCAAACACCUUCAAGUCCGUCUCUUCCUGUGCAGCCGCAGCAUGAAUCCCCCAUUGAGCCUUACCCAACUUACAAAUCCCCCACGGCGAGGUCUGACAAUGAUGUACCCAUAGAUCCGUCCAUUACGGCGCAGAGCCCUACUUACGCGACGCAUGGCCAAUACUCGCCCUAUGCGCCGGCUUCCGGUGACAUGCAGCACGGCUACCCGCACAGCGGUGGCUUGUAUACCCAGCCGCGUCCGGAUUGGACCGGCUACGGCGGCCAGCCAACCCCGAUCACCCCCGGCCACCAUGUCUUCCCCCAGGCACCUAACUCGGCCCCGCCUCAGCCGCGCCCAACUCAGGUGUACUCUUUCGUACCCAUCCCCGGCGCUCAGCAACACAAGCGUCCUAGACGCCGUUACGAGGAGAUUGAGCGGAUGUACAAGUGCGGCUGGAACGGCUGUGAAAAGGCCUACGGCACUCUCAACCACUUGAACGCCCAUGUGACCAUGCAGUCUCACGGCCAGAAGCGCACCCCGGAAGAGUUCAAGGAAAUAAGAAAGGAGUGGAAGGCUCGCAAGAAGGAGGAGGAAGCUCAACGCAAGGCCGAGGAUGAGCGCCAGCGCCAGGCUGCAGCUGCGGCUGCGGCCUCUGGUGGCCCUGCCGGUGGUGACCCCAGUGGCCAGCCCGGUGACGGCGGCCAGGGUGCGUCCUCAUACGCCGGUAGCCGGCAGCUCCCUCCGCUGGGCUACCAGCCAAACUCAUAUCCCGCCCCGCCUGCAUCCGGCGUUGCAGCCUCGUCGAUUCCCGCCGACUACAACAACAACUACAUGCACCAAAACUACCCGCCAGCGUCGCCUUACGGACCACCGUCCAACCAGCAGAUGUACGGCCCCCGUUAA